CACAUCCCCUGGGGCUCUGGGUGAAACAUGGUGCUGUCGGAGCUAUCCGCGCGUCUUAACUGCACGGAGUACAAGAACUGGGUGAAGGCAGGACACUGCCUGCUGCUGCUGCGCAGCUGCCUGCAGGGCUUCGUCGGUCGCGAGAUGCUCUCCUUUCAUCGCGACCUACUCGCCACAGCCUCCGGCCUGGGACGUUCCACUUGCAGCGGCGGCUCACGGUGCCACCCCCGCGCUCGCCAGUUUCAGCCUCAGUGUCAGGUGUGUGCCGAGUGGAAACAGGAGAUUCUGAGACAUCAUGUUCACAGAAAUGGAGACGUGUACUGGGGAAACUGCCGUCCGGGCCUAUGGCCCCUCGACGCUUGGGAAGUAGCCAAGGCCUUCAUGCCCCGAGGACUGGCAGACAAACGAGGACCUGAGGAGUGUGAUGCUGUUGCUCUUUUGAGUCUCAUCAAUUCCUGCGAUCACUUUGUGGUUGAUCGGAAGAAAGUCACAGAGGUGAUUAAAUGUCGUAAUGAGAUCAUGCACUCUUCAGAGAUGAAAGUGUCAUCUAUGUGGCUUACAGAUUUUCAGCUGAAGAUUCAAAAUUUUCUGAGUGAAUUUAAGACUAUCCCGGAGAUUGUGGCAGUAUACUCCAGAAUAGAACAGCUGUUGACCUCAGAUUGGGCUGUUUACGUUCCUGAGGAAGACCAGCGAGACGGGUGUGAAUGUGAACUAGGAAGUUACCUGAGUGUGAGCCAAAUCAAUGAAAUCGAAAUGGAAUUACUAAAGGAAAAACUGCAAGAGAUGCGUCUUCAAGCAGAAGAACAAGAGGUAUGGCCCACAGAGAUCUCAACUCAACUGGAAAUGGUAAAGGAAUUUCUGAGAAACAAUGAAGAUCUUAGAAAGGGUCUUACAGACGAUAUAGAGAAGCUAGACAGCCUCUAUCUACAGCAUCAAAAACCAGAUUCAAAGGAAGCUGAGAGCCAGACACCUGAAAGGAAGGCGUGAGUCUUCUACUCCUCAGUUUGUCCUGUUUGUUCCUGAACUUUGCAGACACUCUUUGUGGUGGUAUGUGGAGCCAGCCUUACUUCCACCUUCUCCGCCAUCUCCUUCCCAAGGCCAGUGGCACUAAAUGGACUCAGCUUGCCUUUGGACAUUCUGUGCCCAGAACUCUGCCUGGAGGAAAUGCCCCAUGCCAAGCCUGAGCAAAAAUGGAUGUGCUCUUUCACCUGUUCAACUGCCUAUCAAGGAUGUACUCUGGACAGUCUGGAAAGAGGGAUGGGGUGUAUCUGGCAUCUAUUUUUUACAUUAAAAUGUAUUUUUAAAAUUCUAUGAAACUAGGACGGAUGCAAAUGGGUCUACAGCUUUGUGGUUUAGUCUUCCAUUUGGUUGUGUUCCUUUAGUCUGCUUGUGACUAUUUUUUUUGCCAGUCCUGGGACUCGAACUCAAGGCCUGUGCACUGUCCGUGAGCUUCUUUU
Messenger RNA from Dipodomys spectabilis (banner-tailed kangaroo rat), 1457 nucleotides. RefSeq names its product chromosome unknown CXorf38 homolog (gene CUNHXorf38). NCBI's taxonomy places the organism in Eukaryota, Metazoa, Chordata, Mammalia, Rodentia, Heteromyidae. Bases 28 to 987 code for a protein of 319 amino acids. The transcript is spliced from 7 exons. The record is from RefSeq and is a predicted model, not a curated record.